This is a messenger RNA of Dermacentor albipictus, 2218 nucleotides long. Its product is annotated as piggyBac transposable element-derived protein 4-like. Lineage: Eukaryota; Metazoa; Arthropoda; Arachnida; Ixodida; Ixodidae. The record is from RefSeq and is a predicted model, not a curated record.
UCCAUCUAGGAGGUCGUCAGGAACUAGACUCUCGGUUUCGGCAUAGUUUCUUUCAUUUCCAGCAGGUGGCGAUACGCGAGAGAGAAUUUUCUCGAUUGCGGCGGCGGCGGACGCAGUGGAAAAUGGCGUCGUGCUCGCGUCCGGUCGCUCGAAAAGAACGCCGUCAAUCGCGCGAUUCCGCUGCUUCGGCAACGGAUUUUUUUGAUGAACCGAGCAGCGAAGAGUCUGAAGACGACUUCGGCAGCUCCGAUUUUAUUUCGGACUCCGAUUCGGAUGAUGAUGAGCCACGGACUUCAUCUAGUAGCCGAAGGGUCUCAACAAGCUACGGCAAUGAUCUGCUGCCGCCAGCGCAGAAGCGGAUUGAGUUUUCGCCGCGACGGGAACCUGGCGUGUACUUGGACGCAGAAGUGGGCGUGGCGCUCAGAAGCGGAUCAAAGAAAUUCUUGACUGCUCUGGACUUCUUUCUUCUUUUUUUCUCGAUGAAUGUGAUCGAAACAAUUUGUGACAACACGAACAGGUAUGCUUGGACUCACAUUUUGGAAAAACCAACGCAUGCUUGUUCCGAUGGAUCUUGGGAAGAAGUCACCCCAAGUGAAAUGCUAAAGUUUAUCGGACUCGUAAUUUACAUGGGCGUUGUGAAGGUUCCUCGGCUGAAGCUGUAUUGGAACGUAGGAGAUCUGUACAGCGGUCUGCUCCCACCACGGAUCAUGCGGCGACGCCGGUUCAUAGCUCUACUCGCAAUGUUGCAAGUUGCAGACUUGGACGAUGUCACUCAAAGUUCAAGAGGAAAGCUCCGAUACAUGUGGUGGCUCCUGCAACACAUGAACGAAGUGUCAGCGAAUCUUUUCCAGCCACAUCGCGAUCUUUCCGUGGAUGAGCGCAUGGUGAAAUCGAAAGGGCGGUCAGGCAUCCGACAGUAUAUCAAAGAUAAAGUAACAAAAUGGGGCUACAAGCUGUGGGUCCUAGCUGACCCUGGCACCGGAUAUACUGUGCAGUUUAGUGUGUAUACCGGUAAGCGUGAGCAGCCAGGGCCCCAUGGCUUAGCUUUCGACGUAGUUUGCCAGCUGUGUCACAGAUAUCUUGAUCAGGGCUACAGGAUCUUUAUGGACAAUUUUUACACUUCUACUAGCCUGUUCAGUCAUCUUCUCAGCCGAAAAACAUUGGCUUGCGGAACCACACGCAAGGAUCGCCGAGGAUUUCCUGCCGAACUGAAGGAUGCACGGUGGGAAAAAAAAGCUCGACGUGGCGACAUUCGAUGGUUGCGCGAUCAGAACAUCCUGUACCUUCAGUGGAAAGACCGGCGUGUUGUCAACAUGAUGAGCACGGUUCAUACUGCAAAUGACACGGUCACCGCAAAAAGAAGGGAAAGAAGGCAAAACUCCUGGACUCAGAUAUCUAUAACAAAGCCUCUGCUGAUCCAUGAUUAUAAUGCUGGCAUGCUAGGCGUAGAUAAAUCGGAUCAAAUGAUUGGAUAUUAUAAUGUUCUCAUGAGAAGCGUACGGUGGUGGAAGACUCUGUUCUUCCACUGCAUUGAUAUUGCAUGUGUGAACAGUUUCGUACUCUUCCAAGCUCACCGCACAUUGCACCCAGAGAUUCCUGAGCUGGCACGGACUGCCGGGUUUGACCACCUAGCUUUUAGAGAAGAGCUCAUUCGGCAGCUUCUGAAUCUUGACGGUGCCAAGCAAGCACACACGCCUCCACCACCCGUCGCAAAACAUGCACUCCACAAGCCGGAAAAAGUGGCAAAACGCAGAAACUGCAAGCUGUGCUAUGAGCAGAAGAAAAUCGAGCUCAAAACUAAUGUCUUUUGAAGCACAUGCCAAGUUCACUUGUGUUUUACGACUGCCCGGAACUGCUUCGUCGAGUGGCACAAGAACCGUGGGACCUGAGUGGCUGACCACUGGUGCAAGCUAGAUUUCACACAAAAAAAAGACAGUUGUAGAUACGCGUGCCAAAUUUUCACAAGCAAGAAAGGAGGCAUUGUAGCACAUUUUGUAUAUCUUGAAUUUUUUUUAUUAUGUUUUUCCACUUGUAUAUCCAUGACUUUUCCAACUUUUUUAUGUUGUUCUUUCAGCAAAUCUUGAAUUUGAGAUUUUUUUAAAAAUAUUAUAUAUCACUUUUAAGUCUAACCUUUCUGUAUGCAUGAAAGACCAUCUAAUUAGCUACAUUUUGAUAAACAUUGCAGCAAUAUAGCGUAAUGACUAUUCGUAAUAAAAAA